AUGUCCAAGAUCCUCACCAUCUUUGGCGCCACCGGCAACCAGGGCGGCAAUGUCAUCGACACCGUCCUCGCCGACCCCGUGCUCUCCAAGGAGUUCAAGAUCCGUGCCAUCACCCGCGACACCACCAAGCCCAAGGCCAAGGCCCUCGCCGACAGGGGCGUCGAGGUCGUCUCCGCCGACAUGUCGUCGAAGGAGUCUGCCGCCCCCGCCGUCCAGGGCGCCCACACCGUCUUCCUCGUCACCAACUUCUGGGAGAGCAUGUCCGCCGAGACUGAGAUCGCCCAGGGCAAGGCCGUCACUGACGCUUCCAAGGAGGCCGGCGUCAAGCACCUCAUCUUCUCUUCCCUCAUCCACGUGACCGAGGCCAGCAAGGGCAAGCUCACCCACGUCACCCACUUCGACGGCAAGGCCGACAUCGAGAAGUACAUCCGCGCCAGCGGUGUUCCGGCUACCUUCGUCCUGCCCGGCUUCUUCAUGCUCAACUACUUCCAGUUCCUCAACAAGAACGAGGACGGCUCCUACACCUACGCCGUGCCCUGCUCGGUUGACAAGGCCCAGGUGCCCCUGUUCGACGCCGCCAACGACACCGGCAAGUUCGUCGUCGCCGCCAUCAAGCACUUCCCCGCCCAGAGCGGCAAGCAGAUCCUCGCCGCCACCGAGUACGUCACCCCCAAGCAGCUGGCCGCCGACUUCGCCGAGGCUUCUGGCAAGGCCUGCACCGCCGUCCAGGUCGACGAGAAGACCUGGAAGUCGUUCCUGCCCGAGGCUAUCGCCCAGGAGAUGCUCGAGAACAUGCUCCUGCUCGAGGACCCCGGUUACUACGCCGGCGCCGACCUGGCCCCCAGCCUGGCCCUCCUGGACCAGAAGCCCACCACCUGGAAGGAGUUCGUCGCUGCCAACAAGGAGAAGUGGGCUUAA
Molecule: messenger RNA, 918 nt
Organism: Geosmithia morbida
Lineage: Eukaryota; Fungi; Ascomycota; Sordariomycetes; Hypocreales; Bionectriaceae
Product: Nucleoside-diphosphate-sugar epimerase
Exons: 3
Coding region: 1-918 (305 amino acids)
Source: RefSeq, a predicted model, not a curated record